Messenger RNA from Sebastes umbrosus (honeycomb rockfish), 2751 nucleotides. RefSeq names its product cilia and flagella associated protein 94 (gene cfap94). Gene Ontology annotation, cellular component: axoneme. The transcript is spliced from 17 exons. Lineage: Eukaryota; Metazoa; Chordata; Actinopteri; Perciformes; Sebastidae. Gene Ontology annotation, molecular function: microtubule binding; beta-tubulin binding. The coding region runs from base 219 to 2558 and encodes 779 amino acids. The record is from RefSeq and is a predicted model, not a curated record.
UUAUUUUAUUUUAUUUAUUAUUUUUUAUUUUUUUAUUUUAUUUAUUUAUUUUUUAUUAUUAUUUUGUUUCUGCACAAUCUCCUGCUCCACACUCCAGUAGUCCAGAUGGUGGCGGUGAUGCACCUCUAAGGUGGUUUGCCAACCGCCAAUAGACACCAAAGAAGAAGAAGAAGACGUUUCUAUGGUUACAGGACGCUGUGAGGCUUUUUAGAUUCAGCAUGCCACCCAAGAAAAAAAAGUCAACAAAAGGACGUAAGCUGACCAAGGCUCAGAAGGCGAAGCAGCAACAAGAAGAGGAGGAGAGGAAGCUUCGAGAGGAAGAGGAAGCAAAGCUGCAAGCAGAGAAAGAAAAGCAGGAGAGAUUGGAAAGAGAGGAGAAGGCGAAGGAGCUAGAAAGGCUUGAGUUAAAGGACCUAGAGCGCAGAGAAGAUGAGCUGAACGAACUUCGCCAUCUACUGGAGGAGAAUCACACUGCAGUAACCCAAUGGAGAAGUGAUGCUGCAGAGAAAAUCAAGUGGGAGAGAUACAUGCGCUGUGACGGCAUCCCAGAUCCGGCAGUACAGCAGGAUAUUAACACAUAUAUCAGCCUAUGGAGAGAUGACCCAGAGGUCAACAUCACACUCGUGCUCAAGCAAUGUAACGUCGCUCUACAGCUGAUCGAGGAGCUGGAGGGUCUACUCAAAGAUGUUACUGAUCCACAAGAGGCCGAGAAGUACCAGGAGGGUCUUGUACAGAUACAGGAGCUAGUCCACUCUAAACACCUGCUCACCACUGAGGAGAUCCUCAAGAGGGCCAGUGGGAACAUCGACACCGAGACAGGCAACAUGCAGACUGUGGUCAAAGAUGACAACAUUACACUGUGUCUCUGGGCCAACCUCAAGAUGAAUGCAAGGUUUAAAGGUUUAAACUUUGAGGACGCGGGCCUGGGCUUUAACCUUCCCAAACAGCUGGCAGUGAGCAACGUCGGUGUACGGAUCCUCCACACCCGUUACGACCACCUGUCCUUGCUGGCCAGGAUGGCUCACCUGAGAAUACACGCACCCAGCCGCAGGUCUCUUGCAGGUGGCGAGGAAGCAGACAUAGAUGCAUCUGAGCAAGGGGAGACAGAAGGAGAGGGGGAGAUGGAGGAAGACAACGAGACCCAGCAGCAGCAGCAGCAGAGAGUGGACGAGGAGGAGGUGCAGUUCAUCCAAGGGUCUGAAGAGAGGAAGAGUUCAGCCAGUAUACGGUCGGGGAGAAACAGUGUCCAGUCUACAGGAAGCCGAGGGAGCCAAGGAAGCCGAGGGAGCCAAGGAAGCCGAGGGAGCAAAGGAAGCCGAGGGAGCAAAGGAAGCCGAGGAAGCCGAGGGAGCCGAGGGAGCCGAGGAAGCCGAGGGAGCAAAGGAAGCCGAGGGAGCAAAGGAAGCCGAGGAAGCCGAGGGAGCCGAGGGAGCCGAGAGACCCAGAUAGAGACCCAGAUAGAGGCGCUCAGCGCUGAAGGGGACGUGACUUCUCCUGUAGAGCACCUGAGUGAGAGUGAGUUUGCCCAGGUGGUGGACUUAAUGCAGCACACACCUCUGGGUGGGGUCUUCUACUAUGACGUGUUUCAGCUCCCGCCACAAGCCCACCAGGUCAACGGCUGGGAAAUUAGACAGCUGUUGGACAAAGGGCUACAGGUGUUCCCCUACCCUGUGGAGAACUCUAACUUAGAUGACACUGAAGGUCUUACCUGCCCUCCUGUCGGCGCGUCUGUGACCCUGCCCGACUCUGUUGUCUUCUUGGAGACUCCCCAAGUGGCUCGCUGGGAUGCUGCAGCGAAGCAGUGGAGGAUGGACGGUAUCACUGACGUGUCUUAUGAGGAGGCGGAGGCCAGAAUCUCCUUCAAGAUGGACUUCUUCCAGGCCUUUGUGCUGGUGCAGGAAACUUACGCCAACCUUCCCUUCCAAAGCUGGGAGCUCAGGCCACUGGGACACGACUCAGCUCUUUUCACCAUCAACGGGGCGCUCAUCGACCUCAGCAUCACGAUCCAGGGUAAUCAGUGUAUGUUGCAGUCAGAGCGAGAGAGAGGUCUCUCUCACCUCACAGGGAAGUGGAUGAGUGGCCCCGUCCUGCAGAGAGCCAUGCUCAACGCAGGGAUCAACAUCUUCGUGGAUGAGUACACCGAGAAAUACGUCAGCACCUGUGGCAAGGACCCACUUACAGAGCAUGCUGCCUACGAGCAGAUGGCCCUCUUCGCCUCUGCGUGUGCGUUCUCGUGGAGCAAGUGGAAUGCCAAAUGUGGAGCUGAGCAUCUAGUCAUGCAGGUGUGUGAGCACCACGGCCCUGCCCCGGUGCCUAAGGCCUCUUGGAGUCUCUACCUGCUCGGUGCUCAGAGGAGUCAGAAGCUGGAAAUCACAGAGAAGAGUGAGGCGUUCUCUCCAGACCAUUAUCCCGGAAGUGAGUUUCACUCCACCUUUAUCCACAUGCUCCAGGACGACAUGAGCACUGAUGGCAUAGUCAGGACUAGAGAAUGCAGUUAUCUGUUCGUCGAUACGGUGCAGAGCCUGCUCUGUGCCACCAGACCCCUCAUAUAUGCAUAACCCUGUGUGAACAUUUUAAACCAACAACUUAAACACCUGAAUUUUAAAUGUGGAUGCAUAGACUGUAAGAACACACGUCUUCUAUUGUAGAAUAGGCUACUUUAUUUGUGCAAAGUUUCACGCAUCUUCUUUGGAACAUACAAAAGAGUAUGAAGAUGAAAAACGGUGACAACCACAGCAAGAACGUAAAGAG